GCCCCGCCCCGCUCACCCUGGACAACGUGUGAAGAAAAGAUGCACUAUGACUUUCUUUACAACUUGUAGCUAGCCUGCCGCUAGUUUGAAACAAUAACACAAGCAACAAGAUCCGGGCUUAUCAUUAAUGCUGAAAUGUGGGCAUCUUCAACUCGCUAUCAAGCCUCUGUGGGGAGUAAGUUGAGGAGCCUAAGCUGGAGCAAUAGUGGAAGGAAUCCUGAAGAAGAAGAAAGCCAUGCAGAGCACCCAGUGGGUGGAUGGCUAGCUGCUGGUGCAGAGGAGGGAAGUGUGGGGGUUAGCUGGAUCUCUACAGAAGAGGACGAGAGCAUAUUUACGUCUUGCAGAGGCUCUUCUGGGAAGCUCUUCAAGUCAAGUUUCAAUCUAAAAGGACAUGUUGGUGGGGUUAGAAUAGUGAGAUGGAGGCCUCAAGGAGACCGUCUUGCCACAUACGACAGUUGGGGAAACAUCAAAGUUUGGAAGAACAGAGCAAAAGUCCUAGCACUUGAUUUCGACUACUCAAUAACAUCAGUAGUGAAGGACAUACAGUGGAGCUACUGUGGCUGCUAUGUUGCAAUAUGCACAGAAGAUGGACACUUGCAAAUAUUCUCUGGCCUUAAUGGUGCAUAUAUAUUCUCAAUUCAGAUUGUCACUUCGUCUGCAUAUGGCUCUUAUGCACAGUUCACUUCUUUAUCAUGGAAUAAGCCAACCACUUCCAUUGCCCUUGGCACAGAAAAAGGAGAAGUGAUUGAUAUAGAUCCACUGCAGCAUGGCCGAUUCAUGGCUACUAUGGUAGUGAGAGAGGACACAGCUGUUAUUAGUGCUUGCUACUUUGGUCCGGUCAAAGAAGUUAACAUAGCAACUCCAGAGGGUAACAGGACGCUAUCGACUCAAUCUCUUUCACUUUACCUUGCAAAUGGAGAGGUUGCGAUAUUUAGAAAUGUCUCUUCUGCUUGUUGCAUGUGCGUUCACACUCGUAUCAUCAAUGGAAAAGCAAAAUGGAAUGAGGAGCAGACCGUCCUUGCAGUGGUUGGGUAUUAUGCAAGGAACUCUGGACAGUGCAUGACACCAUCUUUCCUUGCUGCUCGAUUUGUUGAUGGAGAUGGCAGCAUACUAUUAACAGUCGAUCAGCUUAUUGCAGGUCAACCAGGAACUGAUGCUCCUCUGCUUCAAGAUAUAUGCUGGGGACUCUCAGACUCUGUUCUUUUCAUAGCUCACGACAGACACUUAUUCUCUGUGGAUGUGAUGAUGACUAUUCCCAGCCUUUUAAGACUCUGCAGGGAGAAGGUUGUCUCAAAUCUUCACAAAAAGAGUAGCCUCUUUUCACUCCAGCAGUUACCACUCCCCACACAAGAGAUUAAAAGACUAAGCUCUAUGUGUCCUUUGCUCCUAGCACCACUUCUUAAUGCUCAACUGCCUUUGUCAGAUUUGUUGAGGCCUUUGUCUCCAGGAGUUCGUCUUCACUGCAUUGUAGUACCUGAGAAUGAAACCGUCAAUGAAAGUGAAAACUCGCUGCCUCAGUCUUUCCUGUUGAAGUACGAACAGUUUGGCUCUUAUAUUCCUCUUUUGAGAGCCAAGCAGAGACCUAGAAGGUUCUUUAAUGUACGAUAUCAGUUGCACCCAGUUGAGAGAAGGAAAGAGAGAAGGCCGGAUUUUUGGGGUCAAGCAAGAUCGCCAAGUCAAACCCAAAGGAGGUCAAGAGGUUUGAGGGGUAGCUUUAGACGGCAUCAGUUAACAGCUCAAACGUCAGACACUUGCAAUGAUAUAGCAGAACCUUCUCAAGAAGCAGCUACUAGCGUUGAUAAUGAUAGCAGUAACUCUGCUUCAUUGAUCAUUGCUGAGAUUGAAGGUAACACAGUCUCUAAACAUUACAAGUUUAUAUCUUCCUAUGAGGCGAAUGAAAGUAAUAGAAAUCCUACUCUACUUGGUACACUUAAUGUAGUUACUCACUACAUAAAAUGCGAGCCAAGGGAUAUCGCUGUUGGUCUAUGUACUGGGGAUACUAAGAUUACUCUCACAUCAAAGAAGCCUGAAUGGAAUCAACAAUUUGGUAUUUUUGAGUUAGACUUUGGAGGCCGUAUCAAUCGAGAUUCUGUCAAGAACUUUCAAAUUGAUCUGAAUGAUGAAGUGGUUUUUCAAUUUGGCAAGUCAAUCCAUGGCCAUUACUGUUUGGAUUUCCAGUAUCCGUUUUCUCCAGUUACAGCACUUGGUGUAGCACUAGGCUCCAUUUCUUAAGACGGUCUUCUUCUCACUUGUAUAUAUAAUAGCACUUAUUUAUACUUAUUUUUGUUAACACAAUUUUUUUACACAUUAUAAUUAUAAUUUAAUACAACAAAACAGACAUGGCAUUUUGUUCCUUUGUUCAAGACAUUGCACUCUCUCUCUCUUUCUGUAGUGUCCAGCUAACAGAAAGAAAAUAAUAAGAUUGAAAGAGGAA
Molecule: messenger RNA, 2434 nt
Organism: Amphimedon queenslandica
Lineage: Eukaryota; Metazoa; Porifera; Demospongiae; Haplosclerida; Niphatidae
Product: tubby-related protein 4-like
Exons: 5
Coding region: 136-2232 (698 amino acids)
Molecular function (GO): protein binding
Source: RefSeq, a predicted model, not a curated record